This is a messenger RNA of Ictidomys tridecemlineatus (thirteen-lined ground squirrel), 2757 nucleotides long. RefSeq names its product stomatin (gene Stom). Gene Ontology annotation, cellular component: plasma membrane. The record is from RefSeq and is a predicted model, not a curated record. NCBI's taxonomy places the organism in Eukaryota, Metazoa, Chordata, Mammalia, Rodentia, Sciuridae.
AGGGCGGGGCCGCAGCCUGGGUCUUGCGCCCCUCGAGGUGCUAGCUGCAUUCCCGGAGGCUCAGGCUUGGGUGGUUGUGGAUUCCAGCUCAGGCAGCAUGUCUGAUAAACGGCGCACCGAGGAAACCCAGGCCCGGCGGCUCCCAGACUCCUUCAAGGAUAGCCCCAAUACAGGCCUUGGACCUUGUGGAUGGAUUUUGGUGGCUGUCUCAUUCCUGUUCACGCUUAUAACUUUUCCCAUAUCAAUAUGGAUGUGCAUAAAGAUUAUAAAAGAGUAUGAAAGAGCCAUCAUCUUUAGACUGGGUCGUAUUUUACAAGGAGGAGCCAAAGGACCUGGUCUGUUUUUUAUUCUUCCCUGCACAGACAGCUUCAUCAAAGUGGACAUGAGAACCAUCUCCUUUGACAUUCCUCCUCAGGAGAUCCUCACAAAGGAUUCGGUGACCAUCAGCGUGGAUGGGGUGGUCUAUUACCGCGUUCAGAAUGCCACCCUGGCUGUGGCAAAUAUCACCAACGCAGACUCAGCCACCCGUCUUUUGGCACAAACUACUCUCAGGAAUGUUCUGGGCACCAAGAACCUUUCUCAGAUCCUCUCUGACAGAGAAGAAAUUGCACACAACAUGCAGUGUACUCUGGAUGAUGCCACCGACGACUGGGGAAUAAAGGUGGAGCGUGUGGAAAUUAAGGAUGUGAAGCUGCCCGUGCAGCUCCAGAGAGCUAUGGCUGCCGAGGCAGAAGCGUCCCGGGAGGCUCGAGCCAAGGUUAUUGCAGCUGAGGGAGAAAUGAAUGCGUCCAGAGCUCUGAAAGAAGCGUCCAUAGUUAUCACCGAGUCUCCUGCAGCCCUUCAGCUCCGGUACCUUCAGACACUGACCACCAUUGCUGCGGAGAAAAACUCGACUAUUGUCUUCCCUCUGCCCAUAGAUAUGCUGCAAGGCAUCAUGGGGGCAAAACGCUGAGCCACCUAGGUCAGUGCAGAGGUGAGCUCUGUGCUGCCAAGGAUGAAGUAGGGGACCAAAUUAGCCUUCAGCUCACAAAGAGUAGGGCAGGGAGCCUUGAUUAUCCUCCCUCUUUCCUUUUCUAUAUGUAUGUGGAUUAUGGGGUUCUUAGAAUGUAUAGUGAUCAUAAAAGUAGAUGAAAGAAUUGAUAGCUUAUAAAUACUGAGAAAGAUUGGUGAUUUAUAUGAUAAUCUACCGUUUUAAAUACUUAAGAGUUUGCAUUUGUAAGUUGGUCUGUAAUAGGUUAAGUCCUUCUUCUUUCCACUUCUGUUGAGUAGUUCUGCACCCUCUCUCAACAGCCAGGCCAGAGGCGAGAGCAUAGUUCAGGACUGCCACCUGAUACCCUGGCGGAUACAUGAUUUGCAGAAAGUGAUGUCCUUGUGCUAUAACCAGCCCCUCUGGGCCGCAUGUGCCUUACUUCUAGCGAAUCUUUUAAGGACAUUUUUCCUAAUGUCCAUUUACUUUCUGAACCCAGACUAUAUUUCAAAAUGAUGCUCAUUGGAUGGUAGGUAUUUUCUUGUCUACAAUUGCCAGAGUUUGAGGAAGUGGUCAAGAUCAGUGAAAACGACUUUUUAAAGUCACUAUUGGGCAGUCCCUUUGAAAAUAGUAGAUACAUUUUUAACUUCUUUGAGCCUCCUUCAUGAGUAAAUGAUUCCUCCGUGGUCUCCUUCAAGCCAGCUAAAUAGUGAUCAUAAAAACAAUAUGAUCAUAAAAACAAAUGUGUUUUUUCUCACUUUUGCCUAUUUUCAUAUAUCAGGUUUUGAAUAGUUCUGAUUUUUUUAAUAAAAGUUUUUUCUAAGUUCUAUGAACAAUUGUUAUAUACGCAUUUGAAUCACCAAGGGCUAAGAGACUUUUUUAUAAAUGUCUUCAGAAAACUAUUAUAUUUCCCUGUCUGCAUGCUGUUAACUGUAGUACUCUUGUGAAAUGUUCUGAUUACCAAUCCCAUUCAUUUAGCUGUACAAGGAAUUCACCAUAUAUUGGGCAUGUAAUUCCCAAUGAUCUGGGGCAGACCCUGUUAAGCUUUGGAUGUCAAGUUAGAUGUGAGAUUUUCGUUCGCCUCGUUGUACUUUCUCAAUCACAUAUGCCUAUGCUGAAAGAGGAAGGGGUCAGCUCCUUUGGACCACGGUUUCUUAGUCUGUAACAUCAGGAAGCUCCUUCCAUUUUGCAAGUGCCUAUAAAUUUGAGCAACCUGGCCUGGACAGCUAUCUGGUGACAUUUGCGACACUUCCUCUCUGAGGCUCUAAAUUCACCUACAGGAGUCUAAAAAUAACAGUUUCCUUUCCCGGCACCACUCUUGAUUCCUGCCCCUAGCUAAAAGCCCUCUGAUGGUCCCUUCCCCUACACCCCAUUUCCAAUCUUAUUUUUAAGAAAGCCUUGAAUGCCGUAUCCAGGUUCCCAGCUAUAUUAGAAGCCUAGGCAGCCUUUCAGCUCGGGACAUUCAUAUUUUGAAUUUUGAAUGAUGGCAUUGUUUGUUUUGUGAUGGGGGCUCACCCUUGGCCACUGAGGACCAAGAAACCCCGAAUCCUGAUGAGACUGUCUUCUCAGAUGAAGAGCAACAGUGCUCUUGGUUCCAUGACUUUCCCUUUCUGCAGAUACAAAAUGACCUUCGCUUUUCAUCUUUGUGUAUUCCUAGCCCAUUUAGGCUACAUGGCAGGGAUGGGGCGCAUAUAGGUAGCUCUGGGAUGAGAGCCCUGGUGCAAGGGAUCUUUCCACUCGGCCUCCCCUCCCAAAAAUGUACAUAAUAAAGUGUGUGCACUUGAACUCGU